AUGAAGAAAUUAGCCCAAAAAAAUGCCGAAAAUAGAGAAAAAUUGAAGGUUCCGCAUACACUCGGAUAUAAGUCGCUUGCAAGGAAGAAACAUGAGUUGGAAUCGAGAGAUGGACGAACAUACAGUAGAGGAGAAAUGUAUACAAUUUCUCAUAAAAAGUCUGAUGGGUCUUUUGUCAAUGAAGAUGCAUACAACAAUAAUGAAAAAUUACAAGCUACAAUUAAGGAUUAUGUUUCUGAAAAUGAGGCAUUUCAGAAAGUAUUUGGAAAAGAACAACAUGGAUAUGUUCGUAGUGUGGGACUAGGAGCUACACCAUCUCAGAUUAAUAGAUCUACGAGAUUGGCAUCUUCUUCGGUAGAAAAUGAAAAAAAUAAAGGAAAUGCAAGAAGAAAUUAA
Vicia faba (fava bean) is the source of this 396-nucleotide messenger RNA. The record is from the annotation of a GenBank genome assembly. NCBI's taxonomy places the organism in Eukaryota, Viridiplantae, Streptophyta, Magnoliopsida, Fabales, Fabaceae.